AUGACGACCGAGGCCACCGUCCGCAGUUUCUUCUCGUCCCCGCAGUUCGCCGUGGUCGGCGCCAGCUCCAACCCCGCCAAGUUUGGGCACAAGGUUCUCGCAUGGUACACAUACCACGACCUCCCCGUCACCCCCGUCAACCCGUCGACCCCCACAAUCUCCGCGGCCGGGACCACCCACACCACCGUCCCGUCCCUCUCGGCGCUCAAGGAUCCCAAAUCCACCUCCGUGUCCAUCAUCACCCCGCCGCCAGUGACCCUCGAGGUCCUCAAGGAGGCGCAGAAGCUGGGCGUCCCGGCCGUCUGGCUGCAGCCGGGGACGUGGGAUGACGCCGUGCUGGCGUUUGCCCGUGGGAAAGAGGGCGCGGGCGGUGGCGGAGAAGAGGGAGUGAGAUAUCAGGGCCAGGUUGUUGCUGGUGACGAUGCUGGUAGUAGGGGACAUGGGGGCUGGUGCGUGCUUGUUGAUGGCGAGGCUGGGCUCAAGGCUGUGGGGAAGCUGUGA
Molecule: messenger RNA, 501 nt
Organism: Microdochium trichocladiopsis
Lineage: Eukaryota; Fungi; Ascomycota; Sordariomycetes; Xylariales; Microdochiaceae
Product: CoA binding domain-containing protein
Exons: 2
Coding region: 1-501 (166 amino acids)
Source: RefSeq, a predicted model, not a curated record